AUUGAGGAAAGUGGAAACAAGCGGAAGACCAUGGCAGAGAAGAGGCAGCUGUUCAUAGAAAUGCGUGAGUCUUGAGUGCUUCUGCAGUCUUUGUGUGCUCAGAAUUUUGAUGUCAUACGACUGUCAACGUACAGAACAGCCUGCAAAUUACGAUUUGUUCAAAAACGAUGCAACCUUCAUCUUGUUGAUAUCUGGAACAUGAUUGAAGCCUUCCGAGACAAUGGCCUUAAUACGCUGGACCAUACCACUGAGAUCAGUGUGUCCCGCCUGGAAACUGUCAUCUCAUCCAUCUACUAUCAGUUGAACAAGCGCCUUCCUUCCACUCACCAAAUCAGCGUGGAACAGUCUAUCAGCCUCCUCCUCAACUUUAUGAUUGCUGCGUAUGACAGUGAGGGCCGAGGCAAGCUGACGGUGUUUUCAGUUAAAGCUAUGUUAGCAACCAUGUGUGGUGGAAAAAUGCUGGACAAAUUGAGAUAUGUUUUCUCCCAGAUGUCAGAUUCCAAUGGCUUAAUGAUAUUUAGCAAGUUUGACCAGUUUCUGAAGGAAGUUCUGAAGCUCCCAACAGCUGUCUUUGAAGGGCCAUCUUUUGGUUACACAGAGCACUCAGUCCGCACCUGUUUUCCACAGCAGAAAAAGAUAAUGCUCAAUAUGUUUUUAGAUACAAUGAUGGCCGACCCUCCUCCCCAGUGCCUUGUCUGGCUACCUCUCAUGCACAGGCUUGCUCAUGUUGAGAAUGUCUUCCAUCCUGUGGAGUGCUCCUAUUGCCGGUGUGAGAGUAUGAUGGGUUUCCGGUACCGAUGCCAGCAGUGCCACAACUAUCAGCUCUGCCAGAAUUGCUUUUGGCGUGGCCAUGCCAGUGGCUCUCACAGCAACCAGCACCAGAUGAAGGAGCAUUCCUCUUGGAAAUCCCCUGCAAAGAAGCUGAGCCAUGCAAUUAGUAAAUCUUUGGGAUGUGUGCCCACGAGAGAACCCCCGCACCCUGUUUUUCCUGAGCAACCAGAGAAACCACUUGACCUUGCACAUAUAGUUCCUCCUCGCCCUCUGACUAAUAUGAAUGACACUAUGGUUAGCCACAUGUCCUCUGGAGUGCCCACUCCCACCAAGAGGUUACAGUAUAGCCAGGAUAUACCCAGUCACUUGGCCGAUGAGCAUGCGCUGAUAGCCUCCUAUGUGGCCCGUCUGCAGCACUGUGCACGUGUUCUGGAUAGUCCUAGCCGACUGGACGAGGAACACCGUCUUAUAGCUCGCUAUGCUGCCCGACUGGCUGCAGAAGCAGGAAAUGUGACUCGUCCUCCUACUGACUUGGGCUUUAACUUUGAUGCCAACAAACAACAAAGACAGCUUAUUGCAGAACUGGAAAACAAAAACAGAGAGAUCCUGCAGGAGAUUCAGCGUCUCCGCCUGGAACACGAGCAGGCCUCACAGCCCACGCCUGAGAAGGCCCAGCAGAACCCCACGCUGCUGGCAGAGCUGCGGCUACUGAGGCAAAGGAAGGAUGAACUGGAACAGCGGAUGUCGGCACUGCAGGAGAGCCGGCGGGAGCUGAUGGUGCAGCUGGAAGGGCUGAUGAAGCUGCUGAAGGCUCAGGCCACAGGGUCCCCGCGAACAUCUCCCACUCACGGAGGCGGUCGCCCGAUGCCCAUGCCAGUGCGCUCUGCGUCGGCCGGCUCCACGCCCACCCACUGUCCCCAGGACACGCUGAGCGGAGUUGGGGGAGACGUGCAGGAGGCCUUUGCACAAGGUACGAGGAGGAACCUCCGCAAUGACCUGCUGGUGGCUGCGGACUCCAUCACCAACACCAUGUCAUCCCUGGUGAAGGAGCUCCAUUCAGCAGAGGAAGGUGCAGAGGAAGAAGAAGAGAAGAUGCAGAAUGGGAAAGAGAGAGGUUAGCAGAGGAGCCCAGACAAAGAGGAAGCUGGGGCUCAGAGGACGUCGAGCAAGUUGGCACCAACCCGAUGAAGGCAAGGUCUUCCCCCAGAGGCACAUUCCUAUCCAUCUUUCCGCUGCACACCUGGACCAAGCUCACAGGCUGCCAGACGUCACUUCACCCGCCGGGGAGAGGGGAGCUAGAGUGGUGGGACGUGGGGGGCGGGGAACUGCGAAGCAGCUGGUGGGCCUUCCCCUAUAGCCCUGCAUGUCCUAGCAUCUCCAUCACUCCCCUCAGGGCAUGGUCUCACUUCUGCAUCAGGAGCUUACCAGGAGGUUGAAAAGAGAAAAGAAAAAA
Otolemur garnettii (small-eared galago) is the source of this 2224-nucleotide messenger RNA. It is a transcript of the gene DTNB, whose product is annotated as dystrobrevin beta. The transcript has 19 exons. Gene Ontology annotation, cellular component: plasma membrane; synapse. The coding region runs from base 199 to 1890 and encodes 563 amino acids. Gene Ontology annotation, molecular function: zinc ion binding. Lineage: Eukaryota; Metazoa; Chordata; Mammalia; Primates; Galagidae. The record is from RefSeq and is a predicted model, not a curated record. Gene Ontology annotation, biological process: synaptic signaling.